This is a messenger RNA of Acaulospora morrowiae, 185 nucleotides long. NCBI's taxonomy places the organism in Eukaryota, Fungi, Glomeromycota, Glomeromycetes, Diversisporales, Acaulosporaceae. The record is from the annotation of a GenBank genome assembly.
CAGACAGGAAGAAAGCCUACCAGUUGUUACAACGUGAUUAUCUUCUUGAGGAGUGGAGAAACGAAAUCUGUCGGAUGCUAUACGCAGGCAAAAAGGCCGAGAUGCAAAGUUUGUGUUGUAAGGAGAAUGGUGAUCUGUUUCAUUAUUUGCGAACGAAGAUUAUGAAUUCUAAUUCUUGGUUGUAA